AUGUCUGCCACCUCAGCGCCGUUCCGAGUACCCGAGCAAAAGAAGCCCCGUACGAGGCCGAGGAUGUUGGACGGAUACAUUAGUGAGAACCACGGCGCAGUCGUACCCGUAAGCUACCUCUUUGUAGCACCCGAACAACGUGCCGCCCAGCCAUCGGGUGGAGCGAAGCGUGUGGUCCGCGAUGGACUGCGGCGCCACGACUACGGCAGAUUCCCAGCGCAGCAAACUCCAGAAAAAGCAAAGGCUGAUGAAAUGGUCCUCGUGUGGUGUUUGCACGCGUGGCACGACAACCACAACCACAACAAUGUUGCACGGAGUCUGUUCUAUUUGUGGAAGGCUUGGCCUUACAUCACCGGCUACUUCUCCUCAAUAUGUACACUGCUUCAUGAUCGAUUGCGUGGUCGCCAGGCUGGCCGCAAAAGCAGGCUUCACGCCAGAAACAAGACUGACGCUUCCAUCACCGUCGUCGCCAGCGCACAUAGCGACGAAGCAGGGCACAGGAUGGCGCGCAGGGGUGGUGGUGAAAGGCGCUAUUGGCAGGACUUUUUCAGGAACGACUCCGCCCUCGCGCUACUACGUCAGCUGCAGCCGCGAUGCGGGCCUGUAAAAGGUACCUACAUCUUUCAUGUGCCUUUUGAAACUCCUUACCCUCCUGACCUAUGA
This is a messenger RNA of Pseudocercospora fijiensis CIRAD86, 663 nucleotides long. RefSeq lists its product as uncharacterized. The transcript has a single exon. The record is from RefSeq and is a predicted model, not a curated record. Bases 1 to 663 code for a protein of 220 amino acids. NCBI's taxonomy places the organism in Eukaryota, Fungi, Ascomycota, Dothideomycetes, Mycosphaerellales, Mycosphaerellaceae.